CAAGAAUUUGCCUGUGAAUUUGGAAAACAAUGAGUUUAAUACCCAAAAAAAAAAUUUGAAGUGCAGUUUUCUUGUCUAUAAGGAUAGAAAACUGUUUUGAAAAACAGUUACCACACAUGCUUGUAACUUCCAGCUCCCGUAAUGAUGAGAGGUGAGUAAGUGGAGUGGGUUCAUAGUCAGCCACAUCGUACAGUAGCAAAUAAGGAUGGGCCAUGGCUCAUGUGAGAUCUGAAAACAAGGGAGAAAGGUGGAAAGAGAAAAGGGUUUUAUUUUGUAAAGGCUUAGGGCCUUGGGUGUUUCUGCCUGUCAUUUGCAUGAUAUCUUCAAUCAAAUUGUGCUUGACAAAGUGGAGUGGACCCCAUUCCUCCUUUUUCCCACCACCUUCCAACACCCAAUAUUAUCAUCGCUUUCUCUUCUACACUCUCUACACUUCCAGUUUGGUUCUGACUGCAAAAGCUGUGGAGUGAAGAACCCACAUCACUUCAUCAUCAUCGCCUCUGUAAAAAGGGUUAAUGCUAAGUCAUCUCACAUGCAACAGCAUCAUUCUUCAUCAUUUUAAUAUCUUCAAGUGAUUAGAUAAGGGUCAUCUCUACCAGCAUGGCAGUCAAUACAUGUGUCUCAGGAGAGGAGUGAACAUGCCCAGAACCUAGUACUCGAGAGAGUGAUUAGACAAGGUAGAACCCUUGCUGGAGAGUUAGCGACUUCUUGAAAUCUGUCAGUCCUUAUGGUGGACCAACAAGUGGAAUUCCUAGCUGAUUUUGCUGAGAAAUUUAAAGAAUUUUCCCCUGAUCAUGACAGUUUUGAUGAUUUUCUUCAAGACCAGGAAAUUGUUUAUCAAUCAUUACAAGCUAGCGGCCAGAAUAACAGAAAUAGUAAUGAUGAUCAUUGUGACCAGGAGUCCAGAUAUUUAGAAGACGGACAAUCUUCAAAUGCUGAAAGUGUUGAAUUACAGCUAGCUGUUGAUGAAGCUAUUGCUAGAUCCUUGAUGGAGGAAGACUUUGUGGAUGUAUCCAUCUCUGAACCCAGUGGAACUGCUGAAGGGGACACAGAAGUUACUGAGAAUGCGGAAGUUCGUUCUGUUGAAACUUCUGUUGCAGCUGUGAAUCAAGAUAACAUUAAUCCAGAUGAUAUGACUUAUGAGGAAUUGCAAACAUUGGGAGAAUCCAUUGGUGUUGAGAGCAAAGGUCUGUCAGUGAAGCAGAUUGCGAGUUUGCAACAUACCAAGUUCAAAGAAAAGAAGGGGUUCUUUACAACUAAAAGAAUCCAUAAGGAGUGUGUUAUAUGCUGUGUGCAAUUCAAGCACAACGAGGAGUUGAUUACUUUGUCCUGCAAACAUGACUAUCACAAGGACUGCAUUGCGAAGUGGCUGGAGAUCAAAAAGAACUGCCCUGUCUGCCAGAGGGAGGUGGAGCUGCCCGAUUUCUGAUCAAGAGAGGCUUGCUGGAUUCUGAAAUUUGUUCAUAUGUAGAUGAUGGUAGUCGUUUCUGGCUUCAAAUUUUCCUUGAAGAGCAGUGAAAAUUUCCGAACAACAGAACAGUAUAAAAUGUUUCUUCCUUUUAACAAUGAAUUGGGUUUCCUUGAGUCAUUCUCAAAAUGAAUGGUUUCAGGCGGGGCCAAGUUGGCUUGAUCGUUUGCAGUUGCAUGAACAACAAACUCUGGUGGAGGCUAGCUACAUAAUUUUAAUUUUUUCAGAUUAAUGUAUUGGCCUGAAUUGAAGCUUUCUUUUGUUAAGUGUUUUCGUACUUGCUCACAUUCAACAUAGGCUUUCAGAAACACCCUGAUUUUCAGCUCCAA
Messenger RNA from Vitis vinifera (wine grape), 1794 nucleotides. RefSeq names its product E3 ubiquitin ligase BIG BROTHER-related. Lineage: Eukaryota; Viridiplantae; Streptophyta; Magnoliopsida; Vitales; Vitaceae. Gene Ontology annotation, molecular function: ubiquitin conjugating enzyme binding; ubiquitin-protein transferase activity. Gene Ontology annotation, biological process: protein ubiquitination; negative regulation of organ growth. The coding region runs from base 725 to 1426 and encodes 233 amino acids. The transcript is spliced from 10 exons. The record is from RefSeq and is a predicted model, not a curated record.